Messenger RNA from Colletotrichum graminicola M1.001, 396 nucleotides. RefSeq lists its product as uncharacterized. The record is from RefSeq and is a predicted model, not a curated record. The coding region runs from base 1 to 396 and encodes 131 amino acids. The transcript has a single exon. NCBI's taxonomy places the organism in Eukaryota, Fungi, Ascomycota, Sordariomycetes, Glomerellales, Glomerellaceae.
AUGGCAUCAGGCUUCGAGAUCUUCGGUUUGAUAGGCACCAUAAUCACCAUCAUCGACACCUCCAUUGAGGUGUUUGGUGCCAUCGAAGAUCUUCGGGGACUGCCAGAAGCGUUCAAGGAAGUCAACAAUCGGCUUCCGCUCAUCAAAGAGAUUCUAGAAGAGGCCAAGGGCCACGCAAAAGAUGCACCCGCCAAUGAGGUUAAGGCGCUGGGGAAGACACUGGCUAGCUGCCAAAAGAAGACCAAAGAACUCCAGGAAAUUUUCUUGAAGAUCCAGAUGAAGGCAAAGGACGGCGAGUUUGUUACUUCCGUUUACAAAGCGCUCGUGCUCAAAUUAGGCAAGAAAUCGCGGGUCGAAGACCUUAUGCAGAAUAUCCUUCAGGACUUCACUGUCUGA